Molecule: messenger RNA, 300 nt
Organism: Colletotrichum gloeosporioides
Lineage: Eukaryota; Fungi; Ascomycota; Sordariomycetes; Glomerellales; Glomerellaceae
Exons: 3
Coding region: 1-300 (99 amino acids)
Source: RefSeq, a predicted model, not a curated record
AUGGCCGUGUUCAACUUCCACCUCUUCGUCUUCGCCGCGCUCCUGAUCCUCGGCACGGCCUCGGCGAGGAGGUUGGCCUUCUUCGAAGUCAGACAGUCUCAGGAUGAGACCAGGACGAGAGGUACCUGCACACAAAUGAGCAACAAGUGCCAUCUCGCAAGCCGCGAUGACCAGGUCUGUCCGGCCGAUUACAACAGGUGUCCCUUUGACGGGGCUCCCUGCGUCUUGAUCGAGCCACGGGGAGAUUCAAGUCGUAAACCGGAAGUUCGGUGCGGAUAUCUGGGAGCACAGGGAGCGUGA